Phytomonas sp. EM1 is the source of this 1068-nucleotide messenger RNA. NCBI's taxonomy places the organism in Eukaryota, Euglenozoa, Kinetoplastea, Trypanosomatida, Trypanosomatidae. The record is from the annotation of a GenBank genome assembly.
AUGCUGUGGGUCGAUCGGUACAGACCGAAGACGCUCGAAGAAAUCGAACUCCAUCCCGAGUUAACCGACGUCCUAAGCCGACUCGCCAAAUCCAGAGAUCUCCCCCACCUCCUCUUCUACGGCCCCUCAGGGAGUGGAAAGAAAACCCGUAUCAUGUCGGUCCUUCACGAGAUCUACGGCCCCAAGGUGUAUUCCCUCCGCCUGGAGCACAAGAGCGUGCAGGUGACGGAUAGCAAAGUGGUGGAUAUCGCGACCAUCAGCUCGCCUUACCACAUCGAUAUGAACCCCUCCGAUGCCGGCAACUACGACCGCGUCGUUGCGAUGCAGAUGAUUAAGGAGAUCGCGCAGACGGUGCCGAUGCCGCUUUCCGCCGCGUCUGAUCCCGACGUCGUCCGCUACAAAGUCGUUGUGCUUAACGAGGUCGACAUGCUCAGCCGGGGCGCGCAGCACGCGUUGCGGCGGACGAUGGAGAAGUACCUGAGAACCUGUCGUCUGAUCCUCACCUGCAACUCCACCUCGCGGCUGAUCGCCCCGCUCCGGUCGCGUUGCCUCGGCGUGCGGGUGCCCUCGCACUCCAAAGAGAAUUUGGCGAGGGUGGUGGGGAAGGUCUGCCAAGCGGAGGGCCUUGGGAUGCCCUCGGCGGCCUUCCUCAACACCCUCGCCCUGCGCGCGGAGGGCAACUUGCGGCGGGGGCUGCUGAUGCUCGAGGCGGCCGCGGCGACGAGGGUGGACUUUGGCGGCGACGGCACCGCCAUCCCGCAGCCGGAUUGGAAGCUUUACCUGGAUGAGAUCGCGAACGACAUCUUCUCCGAGCAGUCCCCGAAAAAGCUGAGUGAGAUUCGACUUAAGUUUUAUGACCUCUUAGCCCAAUGCAUCUCGGGCGAAACCAUCUUGAAAACGCUUGUGGAUAGCCUGUUGGCCACUGUUAUGCCCAAGCUGCACGGUUCUCUGAUCGAGUUAGCCGCCAAGUAUGAUCAUAACAUGAAGCUUGGGACCAAGCCAAUUCUCCAUUUGGAGGCAUUCGUGGCUGGAGUGAUGAAACUCCUUAAGGAGAAUGCUUCUCUGUGA